Ambispora gerdemannii is the source of this 488-nucleotide messenger RNA. NCBI's taxonomy places the organism in Eukaryota, Fungi, Glomeromycota, Glomeromycetes, Archaeosporales, Ambisporaceae. The record is from the annotation of a GenBank genome assembly.
AUAACGCAAAAAGCCAUGACGUAGAAAAUUUGAAUACUCAUUCAAAUAUUCGAACUCAUUUCCUUCCUCCAAAUACGAUAUCUUACUUACAACCGAUUGACCAAGGGAUCAUUUAUAGCUUAAAGGCUAAUUAUCGAAGACUUCUAUGUCAAGAUCGGAUUGAAGCCUAUGACGCUCUUACACCUGAGAACCUGAUGCCUAGCCCUCUUACUAUUCGAAAUGCAAUUAAAUUUUCCGCCGCUGCUUGGAAUUCUGUAACUGAGACUACAAUUCGUAAUAGCUGGCAACGUGCUGGUAUACUUCCUGUUGACGAUAAUGAUAAUAAUUACGAAUUCGUAGAUUUUACUGUGGGUCAUACUGAAACUGAGGGUGAACUCACAAAUCUUAUUUUUCAAAUGCCCCAAGUUUCUGAUCCUCUGUCAGCCAUGGAGUAUAUUCAAAUCGAUAAUCAAGUAGCAAGUGAGGAACAGAUGACAGAUGAGGAAAUU